This is a messenger RNA of Racocetra persica, 381 nucleotides long. NCBI's taxonomy places the organism in Eukaryota, Fungi, Glomeromycota, Glomeromycetes, Diversisporales, Gigasporaceae. The record is from the annotation of a GenBank genome assembly.
AUGGAACUCCUAAAUCACAAACCGGGCCUGUAUGAUAACCUUCCAUUAAAUAAUGUACCAAUUUACCCAAUUAAACAAAAAUGUAAAUUCACACAUAAAGUAAAAUAUGUAACGAAAAUAACACGAGAAUUUCAAAGAACUCAAUUACCUAUCACUCCAGCAUUUGCACUCACGGAAUUCAAGUGUCAAGUCGAUUUAGAUGGUGGAAAAAUUGGAGCCAGUGUCUACGUAAUGUUGUCUCGAGUACAAAGACUAGAAGACAUCAUGAUACUUCGGCCUUUCAACCGAACUAAAACUAACAUAAUGAUCGAUCUUGACCUUGAAAAAGAACUUAAACGUUUUGAAGAAAUCUCAAAAAUAACAGAUCAAUUAUUUAUAUAA